This is a messenger RNA of Brachypodium distachyon (stiff brome), 993 nucleotides long. RefSeq names its product transmembrane protein 18. Gene Ontology annotation, cellular component: nuclear membrane. The transcript has 4 exons. Lineage: Eukaryota; Viridiplantae; Streptophyta; Magnoliopsida; Poales; Poaceae. Bases 65 to 595 code for a protein of 176 amino acids. The record is from RefSeq and is a predicted model, not a curated record.
CUUUGCGUCUCUUUGCAGAGAAAGGAGAGCAGAGGAAGGAGAGAUCAGAUCACGAGACGACGAGAUGGCUUCCUCCUCUUCCUCGGCGGCGGUUGGGCGCGCGGUGGAGGAGGUGCGUACGGCGCUGAACGAGCACGCGGACGUCGUGGCGGACCUCUUCGGCCGCGUCUCCACCGAGCUCCGCGGCGGCUUCGCGCCCGCCGUCGACUCCUUCAUCGGCUUCUUCCACGCCGUCGACUGGAAGGAACCUUGGUUGAUCGGCAUGAUCAGCUUCCAUGCCAUUCUGCUACUGGUAACCAUCAUCUCCAGGAGGAACAUCAAUUUCCAACUUAUAUUGUCAGCUUUAACAUUUUCUGGUGUAUUCCUGGCGGAGAGAUUAAACACAUUCUUGGGACAACACUGGAAGAGCUUCUCGAGCCAGAACUACUUUGAUCCCCAAGGUCUCUUCAUCUCAGUCAUGUGGUCAGGCCCCCUGCUUCUGAUAACGAUCCUAAUUCUGGUGAACACCCUUGUGACGCUCUGCAUGCUGAUGGUGCGGUGGAAACGGGCUGAGCUCAGACACCGCGCCCGCGAAACCCGGAGCAAGCAGGAGUGAUCGAUGCUCGCCUACCCCUUGAACUGUUGAGGUGCAUUUUAGUAUGGAGUUAGUUAAAUUGCUGAUCUAACUGAGAAGUUUGAUCGGAACAGCAAAGCGGGAGGUUAAUGAGCAUUUGAUUUUGACGGUUUCACUCUUGGUCUCUGGUACUGAAGCGCAUUGUGAAGAAGAUUAAGGCUUUAUAGUAUUGUUGUUUUUACCUAUUUAUAGACAUGUAUUAGCUGAUGCUCAUGAUGACCAAAUUAAGUAAGGGACAUGCAUGUUUGUGUAGGCAGCUCUGGAGAUGUUUCUAGAUGUCUGCAGGGUUUUUGUUCCUGUACCCAAUUGGACGAAUUGAUGGUAUGCUCUGUAAUCCAAAACCUCGAGUUUAAGUUGUUUUAUGAUUUUGUUGACUGUUU